AUGAAGUUUUGCGGUCUUCCUUAUGAUGUAAGUCGAUUUUUUGAUAUUUUAUACUGUUUUUGUUGUGAUUAAAAUAUUUUUUUGAAUCAUGAUAGGUGUAAGGUUUAAUUUAAAGAUUUAUUAUGUACAAAUAAAACAAUUUUAAAUUAAGUUUUAAUUAUUAAGAAAACUUUUUGAAGUGUUGUAAAGGUAAGAACAUUUAGGUAUCAAAAAGAGUUAUAAAAUUUUCAAAGAACGACGAAGAGAACCUGGCCAGGUUGUGUGAUGUACAUCCAACAUUUUACAAAUUGAUAAAAAAUGACUACAAAGCGUUAUGUUGCAAGUACCAUGUAUACAGGCUGAAGAACGAGACAUGGGCUUAUGCGUUUUCACAGUAAGACACGUUUGUAUAUAUUUCUUUAUUUUUGAUUUUUGCAUUAUGUUAAAUUAUAAAACGUUAGAAUAGUACAAUUUUUGUCUUGUAGAUUUUUACAAAUUACAUAAAAAAAACUUUGAAACAAAUUACUUUAGAGCCCCUAAAAGAUCAUACAACAGCGUAAAUUCAUUUGAAUGUAACCAAAGUCGUAGUGGCGAUCGUAUGGUACUUCCUUACAAUAACGCUGUUACAAUAAUAUCGCUUGACUUCCAUAACCCAUUUUGUAAGUACUGGUACACUCACAACAAAGUAGUCAACUUUAUGCUUGCUCAAAAAGGACAUUGGCUUAUAGUUCAAACAGCAUGCGAUGGCAAAGUUGAAGAUGAAGUGACUGUCUACAGUAUGAAAACAGGCAUUCUGUUGAUGAAGAGGUCGGCACAUCCAAAUGAUAUUCACGAUGGUUGCGUUAACACAAAGGAUGGCUAUCUAUGGGAUGCUAUGUCCAUGAGAGAGUAUAAGUUGAACCUGUCAGCUGGUGCGUCUUUGCAUUUGUUUGGUCACGAUAAGACAGCCAGACUUAUAUAUUAUACGACAAGUGACCAGCAACUGUGUGUUAUUGAUACAGAAACGUCUACCACCUAUGUUAUUCAUGACAAAAUUUCAAUUAAUGUUCGUCCUAUGAUUAACACACAAAAAGGCACUAUUAUGGUAUACACUACAGGGCUUUAUUUGGUUUACGACAUUUUAACCGGCAAAAAAAUCGAAAAUACGACGUAUUGCUUUAUGUGUUAUGAGCGUGAUGAAAUAGAUCACCAUUACGUCUGUAUGUUAUUUUUAAAAUUAUUUACUUAAAACUGUUUUAAAGUUUGUAAACACAUUGUUAACGUGUACUGGUAUUUGAUAGCUGAUUAAAACAAAAAUAUUUUAAUAAAAAAUUAUUCUAAAAUCAAUAUUAUAAUAUUUCAGAUGUUCAUUAUGCUGACAAGAUAAACAAUAAUGCCAAAAGAACAAUAGGAAGACUGCGUGAGAUCCUAGAAGAAGAUCAAAAAAAGAUAAUGCAAAUGUCAAGAUUCCAUGACGACCUCAUCGACCUUAAACCCAAGUUCCUAGAUCUUCUGUUAGUUGUUGGUCUGACAAAUGGCACGGCACAAAAAAGGAGAUUAUAG
Molecule: messenger RNA, 1521 nt
Organism: Bursaphelenchus okinawaensis
Lineage: Eukaryota; Metazoa; Nematoda; Chromadorea; Rhabditida; Aphelenchoididae
Source: the annotation of a GenBank genome assembly